UAUUAAAUUGACAAUUUCAGAGAACUUGAAAGAAAAAUGGAUCCACUUGACUACAUGACAUCUGAUGUUACUAUGGAAAAUGAAAAUCAAAGUGAUGAUUCUUCAUCUGGAAACAGUGUAUUUAAAACUCAGUGUGUUCCUACUUCACCUAAAUUGAGGCCAAGAAAUCCCAUCAGAGAAGUGCGUUCAUCUAAAGUUGUAGAGUCAACAGAUUCAUCCAGUGACUCGCCUCCAGAACCAAUAGGGAGACCACUGACAUUAAAAGCACUUAUUGAAAAAUUUAAGAAAAAGAAACAUAAAAGGAGAAAAAGGAAAUACAAGGCAACAGGCAGACCAAAAGGAAGACCAAAAGGACAGAAAAACACUAGAGCACAAGUAGAUAAGAAACAAUUUAAAGACAAAGGACCUAGAUUCUCAUUUUUAGAAUCAGAGAAUGGAACUCAGCCCUUACCCUGGAGGAAAAUAUUAACCUUUGAGCAAGCAGUUGCAAGAGGAUUUUUUAAUUACAUUGAAAAAUUAAAGUAUGAACACCACCUUAAAGAAUCUCUGAAACAAAUGGAUGUUGGUGAAGAUUUAGAAAAAGAAGAUCUUGAUACGCGUAGAUACAAGUAUUUGGAUGACGAUGGAUCUAUUUCUCCCAUUGAAGAAUCAGUAUCGGAUGAUGACGAGGCAGCACACGCUGACCAGGAAGAAUGUGAUGUCCAACUGGUGGACAGUAGUUGUUUCAUAGUAAGUUCCGAAUUCCCAAAGCAGAGAAAGGUGAAGUCGGAAAAUAGCAUGAAAGCAGCCGUUUUGUCUCAGAAGAAAGCCUCGAAAGUCAAAACACCUGGACAGAAGGUGGAGCCUCUUGAAAACGAGAUGGGAACAUGACUGGAAGGCUUUUGAACAUAUCUGGAAUAGAAGGUUCAAAAGAAUGGAUCUUGUGAUACAGUAAGUAGUGUACAUUGUGUUCAGAAACUUAUCUGAAAGUCUGGAUGCUAGGGAU
Messenger RNA from Ochotona princeps (American pika), 985 nucleotides. It is a transcript of the gene TAF1D, whose product is annotated as TATA-box binding protein associated factor, RNA polymerase I subunit D. Gene Ontology annotation, cellular component: nucleus; RNA polymerase transcription factor SL1 complex; nucleoplasm. The record is from RefSeq and is a predicted model, not a curated record. Gene Ontology annotation, biological process: regulation of DNA-templated transcription. The transcript has 6 exons. Bases 37 to 870 code for a protein of 277 amino acids. NCBI's taxonomy places the organism in Eukaryota, Metazoa, Chordata, Mammalia, Lagomorpha, Ochotonidae.